Molecule: messenger RNA, 378 nt
Organism: Punica granatum (pomegranate)
Lineage: Eukaryota; Viridiplantae; Streptophyta; Magnoliopsida; Myrtales; Lythraceae
Source: RefSeq, a predicted model, not a curated record
AUGGGAUCAAUGAAUAGGUUUUGCUCUCUAAUGAUACUCCUCGUCAUCAGCGCUGCACUAUUGACUCUCAAACCUGUGGCUGCACAAGUCGACUUCAUGAGAUGUGCAACUGGAAUAAUUGACAAAGAAUGUGCACAUUUCUUACGGAGAAGGGUGGCUUAUAAUACGGGGCUUCCACCACCCGACGAGUGCUGCAUCGCACUUGUCGAGAUCGGGAAGCCUUGCCAUGAUGCUUUCACACAGUUUAAACUUAAGAAACACGACUACGUGGGGACCAAAGCGGAUUUGCUUCGGCGAAGCGAUGAAGUUUGGAAUGAGUGUGUUAAUGUUGUGAAAUUCGUCUUCCCUCCUGCGGAGGCUCCUGAUCAUUUUUACUGA